Molecule: messenger RNA, 984 nt
Organism: Cryptomeria japonica (Japanese cedar)
Lineage: Eukaryota; Viridiplantae; Streptophyta; Pinopsida; Cupressales; Cupressaceae
Exons: 2
Coding region: 1-984 (327 amino acids)
Molecular function (GO): phosphatidylinositol transfer activity
Source: RefSeq, a predicted model, not a curated record
AUGGUUGUGGUCGUUGCUUUCCACUUUGUCCAUAUGGCAAAAUCAGAGAAAAUACAUAUGUUAGAACAAAUGGUUUGGUUGAUUGAUUUCAAAGGCUGGACUGCAGCUAGUAUAUUUGUGAAGGUAACACAUGAAACAACUAAAGUUUUACAGAAUCAUUAUCCAGAAAGGCUAGGCGUGGCCAUUCUAUACAAUCCACCAAAGAUCUUCGAGUCAUUUUGGACAGUGCUAAACCCAUUUUUGGAACCAAAGACAUACCGGAAAGUAAAAUUUGUAUAUUCAAAAGACUCAGAAAGUAUGAAGAUUAUGGAAGAAUUAUUUGAUAUGGACAAAGCAGAAACUGCAUUGGGUGGGAAAUGCCUUGUAGAAUUUAGUAAAGAUGAGUAUAGAAAACGCAUGGGAGAAGACAAUGCCAAAGACUUCUCUGCAGCGUGGCUGAUAGAAUGUACUAAAAUUCUGGUUAAUGGCCCUGUCGUGGUAAUUACAUUGUUCAAAGAAGCAAAAGCCGGUAGCACUGAUGUUAAAACCACAGCUUCUGCAUUCAAUUUGGAGAGAGAGAAUCCUUUCCUGUCAAAAUCUAUUCAACUGAAUUCAUCGCCUUCUGUGAGCUUGUCCCUUUUUCCAUCAUUAAGUGAUCCGGUUGUUUCAAGUGGUUCCGCAUCUCCAGCAUCUGAAGUUAUAGCACCUAGAUCUUGGCUGCAAGAUGCUACAAGACAAAAAGAGAUCAUCAAUGGUAUUUCUAGAGGAUCAGUGAAUGAGAACAAGCAUAAUUUACCUUGGACUUCAUCAGAUAAGCCAGUUGAGACGGUAUCUUUUGAUCCAAUUUUACCUUCUACCAAACAAGGAGCAGAUAACCGUAUCAUGCAACAGCUGCCUGCAUUUUUCCAAAACGUAAAAGAUCUUGAAGAAGGUCGGCAGUCCUGGUUAAUGCACAAAAAGGAGGCUAGUUGGAGACUCAAUCGACUCGAACAACAGCUUGAAUGA